Cuscuta europaea is the source of this 1304-nucleotide messenger RNA. The record is from the annotation of a GenBank genome assembly. NCBI's taxonomy places the organism in Eukaryota, Viridiplantae, Streptophyta, Magnoliopsida, Solanales, Convolvulaceae.
GCUCAUUUCACAUCUCCUAUGCACAUUUACUUUAUUCAGAUGAGGAUCUGAACAAAACUUUUGGUGAAUUUGGGACAAUUACUAGUGCUGCGGUGAUGAGGGAUACAGAUGGCGAGUCUAGGUGCUUUGGGUUUGUCAAUUUUGAAAACACAGAUGAUGCUGCUCGAGCAGUUGAAGCAUUAAAUGGAAAGACAUUUGAUGAUAAAGAAUGGUAUGUUGGAAAAGCUCAAAGAAAGUCAGAAAGGGAGCAAGAAUUAAGAAGUGAAUUUGAACAGACUGCAAAGGAAUCAAUGAAGAGUUCUUUCAGCUUGUCAUCAUCAACGCUAUCAUCCAAAUUUUUGACAUAUAAAUUUGCUCCUUGAUAUUUGUCCAGGCACAAUAACUUCGUGCCGUGAUUCUGGUGGAGUUAGCAGAGGCUCGGGAUUUGUUGCCUUCUCAACUCCUGAGGAAGCUGCUAGAGCUCUCUCUGAGAUGAGUGGGAAAAUGGUAGUGAACAAGCCACUUUAUGUUGCACUCGCUCAGCGGAAAGAAGAAAGAAGAAGCUAGGUUGCAGAAAGAGUUUUCUCAAGUACGACCAGUUGCAGUUGCCCCAGCCCUUGCUCCUCCUCGCAUGGCAAUGUAUCCUCCAGGUGCACCAGGCAUGGGCCAGCAAAUGUUUUAUGGCCAAGCUCCACCGGCUAUGAUUCCUCACCAGGCUGGAUUUGGAUACCUGGAAUGAGGCCUGGAGGAGCUCCUAUGCCAAUGGUCCAACAGGGCCAGCAAGCCCAGCGUCCAGGUAAACUCAGCAGACAAUGCCUUUGAUUCAACAACAGCAGCAGCAGAUGCUUCCAAGGGGAAGGAUAUACCGGUUCCCUCCUGGAAGGAACUUGCCAGAGGUACCCAGUCCUGCUGGAGGUCUUCUUCCAGUUCCAUAUGACAUUGGCACUACCCUUAGCUUCCCCGUGAAGGUCCUAUCAUGGGACAACAACCCGUACCAAUUAAUUACAGCCCUUGCAAAUGCACCACCUGAAGUUCAAUGCUGGGUGAGAAUUUGUACCCUCUGGUUGACCAGCUGGAGCAUGAGCAAGCUGCAAAGGUCACUGGGAUGCUUCUUGAGAUGGACCAAACCGAAGUUUUGCAUCUGCUGGAGUCACCUGAAGCUUUAAAAGCCAAAGUUGCUGAGGCUAUGGAAGUGCUUACGAAUGUUCAACAGCCCUGUUGCAGAGCAACUCGCCUCACUUUCUCUUAACGACAGCAGCCUUGUAUCCUAGGCAGUCGAAGCUUUGUCUGAUGUUUUUUUCUUUCUGCUACGCUGUGCGUUGGGC